AUGGACGAGCAAGGACUGGGCCCUGGCUGUCCUGGCACACUUACAGACCGCAGACUGGGUUCACCAACGGUGUGGAUCUCCGACAGAGACCCGAAGUUCAUCCGUGGGUUCUCGAAAUCGAUGUUUAACGCGCUGCGUGUCACUCUGUUUUUCACCACGGCCUAUCACGCACAGGCUGAUGGACAGAGCUUUAUCUUAGCCAUGUAUCAGCAGUACUGA
Penicillium mononematosum is the source of this 219-nucleotide messenger RNA. RefSeq lists its product as uncharacterized. Gene Ontology annotation, molecular function: nucleic acid binding. The record is from RefSeq and is a predicted model, not a curated record. The coding region runs from base 1 to 219 and encodes 72 amino acids. Lineage: Eukaryota; Fungi; Ascomycota; Eurotiomycetes; Eurotiales; Aspergillaceae. The transcript has a single exon.